This is a messenger RNA of Trichechus manatus latirostris (Florida manatee), 1769 nucleotides long. RefSeq names its product interleukin 17 receptor E like (gene IL17REL). NCBI's taxonomy places the organism in Eukaryota, Metazoa, Chordata, Mammalia, Sirenia, Trichechidae. The coding region runs from base 2 to 1477 and encodes 491 amino acids. Gene Ontology annotation, molecular function: interleukin-17 receptor activity. The record is from RefSeq and is a predicted model, not a curated record. The transcript is spliced from 17 exons.
GAUGCAGGUGCACACGUGGCCUCCAACGGUCGGCGUUCACUGUCACGCUGGCCAGAUGCUAGCAGGGCAGGUGGUUGUCUUCCUCUCCCUGACCUGGACCACGCACCAGAGCCUGGCCAUCCCCAGGAUCACGGAAUGUGGCCUCUCCUGUUCACAGGGCUUUGCCUGCAAGAGCCGCACAAACUGGAACAUUUUCAACAGCUUCUGCAGGGCUCCCCCCAUGUCCAUGUCCCGGUCUGUCCUGGAGUCCCUGGAGCUCUCCACAGGCAUGAAGUGUGACCCUCGGGAAGGCUGUGCCCUGCACCUCCGCGUGCACGCCUCCCUCAUGUUGCUUGAGGGCCUGCGGGGCCUGGAGAUCUGCACCAUGAACCUGGACACCCAGGCGGCUCAGUGUCAGGCAGUGCGGGUGCCCAGGGCCUCCCGCCCACUUCACGUGGGGCAGCAGCUCCAGGUGGUCUUCGACUGCUUCGAGGUGAGCGUGGCCCAGCACCUCUAUGUCACCUUGAGGACCAUCCCCAACUUCUGUGGGGUGCAGCUGGACCAGCAGUACCAUGUGGAAGACUGCAAAGACGAAGACGUGGCGAAGAACAUGCCUGACUGCUCGGCCGAGAAGCUCACCUACCAGGUGAACCGCAGCCGCAAGGCCAUCCUAGUGCAGGUGCCGGAAGCCCUGGGGAGCCCCGACUACUACGUGCGGCUCUGCCUCAGGUGGCUCGUCUGUGAGGAUGCCGGCCCCACCGUUACGGUGUCUCCGAAUGGGCUCUCCCGGACUGUAUCUUUGCCCUACAGCCAAGAGCUGCCGUGUCUGUGCCUCGAGGGCUGGUCUUCAACCCCAGACGCAGUGCGGAUUCAGACCUGCCCCUUUGAAGAUGACACUGAGGCGCUGUGGGACGCCAUCCACUACCAUCCGGGCAGCCAGGCGCUGACCUGGGUGCCCAUCUGCCCUGUGAGCGGGCGCGUGAGCCUAUGCUGGCUCCAGGAGCCCGGGACCCCGUGCAGCGAGCUGGAGCACUCAGGCCGGCCGGCACACAGCAGGGUACAGUACCCGCUGGUGGACACACAGCCCCAGCUCUGCCUGAAGUUCUCCACCCACGGGGGCUUCUGGGUGCGGUGUCCCUUUGCACAGCGGCGCUUCCCAGCCUGGAGGAUGACGGUCCAGCCAGCACCGUCGCAGGGCUUCCUCCGGGCGACUUUCUUCUCCCCCAGCCCCGCCCGCUUCCAGGUGCGCCUGUGUCCCCAGUGGAAGCCCCUACGCCCCACCUGCCACCGGGCGCUGGAGACCACGUCCCUCCCUGCAGCCUUAGUGAGCCGGGGUGACCCCUCAGCGGAGCCUGCUGCCGCCUUUGUGGACAUUCCCCGGGAGGAGGCCUGUGCCCCCGGCAUCUGUAUCCAGGGCUGGAGGACCGACAUGCACUUCUCAGUCCCCCAGCAGCUGUGCCACGUCCAGUGCGCCGUCACCCACGAGACCGCAGCCUGAGUCCCUAUCUCAUCAGGAACAAGCUCCCUGUGCCCCCGUGGCCUCUCGGACAACUCAUGGACACAGCCACCAUCACUGGCCCUGAGGACUCGGGCCUGACCUCUUGCCUGCCAGCUGCCCAGAGCACUCCCAGGGCCCUGGAGUGUCGGGUGACCUCCCUUUCCACAGCUGAAGGGCCAGGCUCAUGGGGGCUGGCCAAGGACAACCUCCAGCUCCCACCCCAAGCACCUCACGCUGGGCCAGGGUCCACACCAAAUGGCGCUGCAGAUGCGGGGCCCCCAGUCCUCCCCAC